This is a messenger RNA of Anisakis simplex (herring worm), 603 nucleotides long. The record is from the annotation of a GenBank genome assembly. NCBI's taxonomy places the organism in Eukaryota, Metazoa, Nematoda, Chromadorea, Rhabditida, Anisakidae.
AUGAUCGUUGGCUAUACGACAAGCGAGUGGUUGAAAGUGAAGUCGUUGUAUCGGAGUGAUGAUCUGGCCGAGUUGCGUUAUGCGGUCGCCAUUCUGCAGGUGUGGCGUAUUCGUAUGGGUAACUCGAUGCAUGUGGCCGCGGAAAUGAGUGAACUGAUCCUAUCGGCGAUCAUCGCAGACAAAGAAUCGACGGCACUCUCAGCGGCCACUAGUGACAGCGAUUGGUUGUCAACAUUCAAUCAACGCUUGCUCUACAGUGCGGCAGUGAUUCGCUUCGUGAACUAUCUCAACGAACUCUGUCAACAGAAACAACCGGCCAGAACAAUGUCCAUCAAGCAAGCCGUCAGUAUGAUGAAUGUGCCAUCGUGGGUUGUCGAAGUACGUCAUCAGGCCACUCAUCAGCAUUUACCGUCACUGAAUAUUCUGAGAACGGCCACAAAUUGGUGUCGCGAUUGGCUGUGGUCAAAUCAUUGGCAGAAGCCAAUUGACGAGGCAGUGCUCUACAAUGAUAACGACGAGGAUAUGCAUCAGUUGAUAACAAUUUACGAUCAGAUUGAAUUGUUGAUCAAUGAUUUUAUCAGAGAUCGAAUGAACUCGUUGAAC